AUGGCUCAACAAAUAGUCAUUCGAUUUUAUUCAAAUGGUUUCGCGGUGGAUGAUGGGGAAUUGAGACGUAUUGAAGAUAAUCAUCCGUUUGAAGGUGGUCAAAUAUUACGUAAUUCAACAGCAUUAAGUGCUUUAUUACAACAGCCAAUACGUGUUAUUAAAAUUCGUGCUGGUCGUGCACAAGGUGGAUUAAGGCCACAACAUUUAACUGGCAUUCAGUUAUUAGCUGAAAUGUGUCAGGCACAUCUAGAAAAUGGUCAUAUAGGCUCGACAGAUAUUACAUUUAUUCCGAAAACAAUUCACGGAGGAAAAUAUUUGGCCGAUACAAAAACAGCCGGGUAUGUAAAUUUGACCAUUGAACUGUUUAAGGGGGGGGGUACCCUCUCCCCCAAACAUACCCUCAAACUUUGCCAGUUUGUAGAGGACACCUUCGGGGGUAUACGUGUGCAAUAACUCACGGGUUAGAUAAGUUUUGGCGGAGAGGUGAAAAUUUUAAAAAUUGA
Messenger RNA from Didymodactylos carnosus, 503 nucleotides. NCBI's taxonomy places the organism in Eukaryota, Metazoa, Rotifera, Eurotatoria, Philodinida, Philodinidae. The record is from the annotation of a GenBank genome assembly.